Molecule: messenger RNA, 1302 nt
Organism: Quercus robur (English oak)
Lineage: Eukaryota; Viridiplantae; Streptophyta; Magnoliopsida; Fagales; Fagaceae
Product: putative glutamine amidotransferase GAT1_2.1
Exons: 4
Coding region: 1-1281 (426 amino acids)
Cellular component (GO): cytosol
Molecular function (GO): hydrolase activity, acting on carbon-nitrogen (but not peptide) bonds, in linear amides
Source: RefSeq, a predicted model, not a curated record
AUGGCUACUUCAGACAUAUCGAUGAUUCUACCAAGGGUUCUCAUUGUGUCUCGACGAACUGUUCGCAAGAAAAAGUUUGUUGAUUUUGUGGGUGAAUACCAUCUAGAUCUCAUUGUAAGAUAUGGUGCAGUACCUGUGAUUGUCCCAAGAGUCAGUGGAGUCCACAUGCUACUUGAAAGUUUUGAACUUAUACAUGGAGUUCUUCUCUGUGAAGGAGAAGAUAUUGAUCCAUCCCUUUAUGAUGCAGAAUUGACUGGUUUUUCCCCUGAAGAACUUGAAGAAAUUAGGAAACUACACGCAAGUGAUACCGCCAUUGAUAGAGAGAAAGACUCCAUUGAACUAAGACUCGCAAAGCUGUGCCUCGAGAGAAAUAUACCAUACUUGGGAAUAUGUAGGGGGUCACAAGUCCUCAAUGUGGCAUGUGGGGGUACCCUUUAUCAAGAUGUAGAGAAAGAGCUAUCAAAGAAAUGUACUGAUGGGAGUGAAAGAGUGAGUCAUUUGAACUAUGAAGAUUAUGAUGGGCAUCGCCACGCGGUGAGGAUUGUGGAGGAUACCCCUUUGCAUCACUGGUUUGAGGAUUCUUUAGAAGAUGAAAAAAUGGAAAUCAUGGUGAAUAGUUAUCACCAUCAAGGUGUUAAGAGAUUAGCUCAGCGAUUUGUUCCCAUGGCUUUUGCUCCAGACGGCUUGGUUGAAGGAUUUUAUGACCCUGAUGCUUAUAAUCCCAAGGAGGGCAAGUUCAUCAUGGGUCUUCAAUUUCAUCCAGAGCGAAUGCGACAUCCAGAUUCUGAUAAUUUUGAUUAUCCAGGAUGCUCAUCUGCAUAUCAGGAAUUUGUGAAAGCAGUAAUUGCCCAUGAGAAGAAGCUUAAUUGCUCAGCAUAUGUGCCAAAGGCUUCAAAGCUUAAUCUGGAAUUGGAGAUGAAGAGAAAGACAAUUCUAAGAAGUUUUUCAAUUGCAAAAAACCUGUACAUUUCUGGGCAUGGAAUGAUUUCAAGCCAGGGAUCCGAAUUGAUAACUGGAGCUGAGUUUCUCGAGGCGAACAAAGCAUUGAGUUUGCAGCAAGAGAAUAGGCUAAAGCAGAUGGGUGCAACAGUGAGGAAUUCAUCGAUGUACCUUGAGAAACUGAUGAAGAAUGAGGAAAGGGAAAGAUUUGCAAGGAUCAUAAUGGAGAAGAUGUCAAUAGAACAGUUAUCUGAUUUAAUGUCAUUAUACGAAAUGAUGGGCCAAAAAUGUUCAGAGGAGUUAGAGAAAAAGCUUCAAGACCUAAUGAAAGAAGAUAACUGAACUUCAAUUUGAUUUGGUUUA